Molecule: messenger RNA, 462 nt
Organism: Scedosporium apiospermum
Lineage: Eukaryota; Fungi; Ascomycota; Sordariomycetes; Microascales; Microascaceae
Exons: 2
Coding region: 1-462 (153 amino acids)
Biological process (GO): proteasome assembly
Cellular component (GO): cytoplasm; nucleus
Source: RefSeq, a predicted model, not a curated record
AUGUCGAUGCGAAUCACCCCCGCCAGCGCCCCCGCAACAAGCUUCACCCACACCACCAAAUCCACCUCCGCCCCCUCAGCCCCCGGCCUCCACGACACCCUCCGCGCGGGCGUCGGCCCCUCCAGCGCUCCCACUUCCACCGACGCCCCGGCCCCCGUCGACUCGGCCCACCCCCUCGAAGCGCGCCUCAAGAACUGGGACGCCACGCAGGAGGCUCUCCGCAUGGAGACGCUGCGUCGGAUGUUCGGCAUGGCGGAGCCCAUCCGCCAGGGCAUGGAGCUCAAGAUCGUCAGGGAUACGACGUGGAGGCCCGCCGUUUUGGGAGCUGCGGGACCGGGUGUGCAUGAGGAUAUUUUGAGGGGAAGGGAUGAGAGCGUUACUUGGGAGGAUGUGUUUACUGGGGAGGAGAGUAGGCCUGUUGCUGGGUUCCAUGAUGAGAUGGAGAAGAAGUUGAAGAUGUAA